Messenger RNA from Chiloscyllium plagiosum (whitespotted bambooshark), 604 nucleotides. Lineage: Eukaryota; Metazoa; Chordata; Chondrichthyes; Orectolobiformes; Hemiscylliidae. The record is from RefSeq and is a predicted model, not a curated record.
GUUGGGAUGGAGAGAGAGAGAAUUAGAGCUGAGUGAUAUUUGUGGAUUCUGUUAUAUUUGCCAUGAUGUGACCUUUCUGAUGAGGCUGACUGCAUUUGUACUGAAAUCCUUUGCACAGUCUCGUGGUUUCAUUUACAUUGACCCGAAAGAGUUGGUCACUGCCAAGGACUGGAUCAUUCAGCAUCAGAAAGAGGAUGGUUCAUUCCCUGCAGUCGGGCGCAUUCUUAAUAAAGACAUCCAGGGUGGGAUCCAUGGCAAAAUUUCGCUGACCGCCUAUGUUGUUGCAGCUCUACUAGAGACAGGACUCAGCUCCGAGGAAGAGAAAGCUGCAGUUGGAAAAGCUAAACAUUUCUUGGAGACGAACACAUAUUCAGCGGAUGAUCCAUACACCACGGCCCUUUCUGCCUAUGCACUGACCCUACUCCGCAGUAAACAUGCCCCAGUCGCACUGAGAAAGCUCAACAACAUGGCCAUAAUGCAAGGUGGGUACCUGUCCUCUGGGCUGGGGUGUCAUCUGCCAGUUCUAGUGGCAUGUUUACACUGGUUUCCCCAAACUGUAAAUAUGAGAAGGAGAUUGGGAGGGCACUGACUGUCUGGUGAAACA